AUGGAUGUGGAGGACCCCGAGCCACCCCCUACCCCGGAGGGAUACAAGUUGUCAAAGACCGGUAGAGUUGUGAAGAAGUCUUGGGGCGGAAAGAGGGCGGGAUCGGGAAGGCCGAAGAACUCAAUCCUUAUAUCCCCGUUAGUUCGGGUCGUAGUCAACCCCGGUCGAAUAGAGCCAUCGAAAGCGGACGAUAUCUCCGCACGUCUCGAUUACGUUCGCAACAACAGCGAAUUCAGCGAUAUCGCUGCCAGCGCAACGACGGUGAUUGAUGACACAUUGGGCGCAGACGAACUUCGAGAUCGAGACCUGGGGGGUGCGGAUUUGGACGCAUCAGAGGAGAAACUAGACGAUGUGCGACCUCAGUCAGAGCUUUCAAAAUGGUUCCUCUCCGUGAGGAAUUGUAUUGCAAAGGAGACCAGGAAACACGGACUACCGAAGUGUUACCAGCGGGGAGACUUUUUCUAUCGUCCUCGACAUCCUGUAUUUGCCCUCCAGCAUGCCGCAUCCCACGAAUUCAAGCCGUCAUCGUUGUAUGCAAAGGAUGUAUUCAUCUGGCUUCCCCAUCUGCUCCCCGGAUGUACCGAUAAUUUGCGAUGCAAGUGUGGUGUGUAUUUGAUACGAAAAGGUUUCAGUGAUAAUCCCAUCGCGCGCCGCGUUCGACACCUUCCGGAGGAUUAUUAUCUCUUGACCAGCCGUUAUCUCUGCGAUAAGGAUCGGCAGACCAAUCCUGGUUGCGGCAAGAAUUACCAGGGAACCGAUCCGCAUAUUGUCACCCAGCUUCCUCGUUUUGUUCAGGAAGCAUUUCCAGCCUAUCUGUCCGAUGGAGCGGGCAUCGACAAAACUCUGAUGCAGACUUUCAACUCGUGUGUCGUCAAGCGACUUGGACCAUCCCCCUUUUCGGAACUUGCUUCCGAAAUUCAGCAUGGGCAUCAUGCUCGCAAAGAGCUGAUGUAUUAUGCAGCCGCAGAACACUACCAGUACUACGGUAAAGAACAGAUUCCCUCUUUCUCAUCAUUCUCUGAUCCGCUCGGGUAUGCGGGACUGCCUCCAUCUGUAUCGUACCUACGAGACAUGUACACCAGCUACAUUACUGCUCACCGUAUCUUCAUGGAUCGGGCUCAGGCAGCUUUACCGCUAGGGAUUGCGAAAGCUGAUCACACUUUUGAUGUUCUGAAGUACAUGGGAGGUCUCAAGGGAGAACCAAUUUGGAAGGCGCUAUACAGUAUCGUCAAUCAAUGGGAGGAGGUCCGCGGACAUUGUUUCGCUCUGACAAAGUCGCUGUCAAAUGUUCGCGACAUGAUGCGUUUGAUUCAAGCUAGCCUUGAGAAGGUUGGACAUCCUCCAACCAGCAUUUUGUAUACCGAUUCACCCCAAAGUACGUGCUACUACCGGUCAACAAAUCCACCUCAGUUACCACCGCCAUCACCCGGUUGCACCCCCGCGGGGGUCCUCCUGGGUACCCUCAGACGUAGCUCUGAGGGUACCUAA
Molecule: messenger RNA, 1488 nt
Organism: Mycena citricolor
Lineage: Eukaryota; Fungi; Basidiomycota; Agaricomycetes; Agaricales; Mycenaceae
Source: the annotation of a GenBank genome assembly